AUGGAAUUAUGUGCUCGAUGGACAGCAUUGGGCUCGUUUUAUCCGUUCGCUCGCAACCACAAUAAUUUGGAUUCUCCAGCGCAAGAGACCUACGUGUGGCCUGAAGUCACAGUAGUUGGCCAGAAGUUCAUCGGCUUGCGGUAUCGACUUUUACCGUACAUUUACACGCUAGGUUAUCACGCCCACAGAGAUGGUCUGCCGAUUGCUCGUCCACUGCUCAUGGAGUUUCCUACUGACACUGUCACUCACAACAUAAAUUACCAGUUUAUGCUCGGUAACGCGUUGUUGGUGACUCCAGUGAUAUCCAAGGGCGCGACAGCCGUGACGGGAUAUUUUCCUCGUGGGGUCUGGUACAACGUUUUUGAUUAUUCGCAAAUUUUGACGUCUGGCGCGUAUUUAACGAUCGGCGUGACGAUAUUCGACAUGCCUGUGCAUAUUCGCGGUGGAACUAUCCUGGCGAUGCAUCAACCAGCUCUUACGACUGCAAGUGCUCGCCUCACACCGUUCGAUAUCCUGAUCGCAUUGUCUUAUAAUGGAGAGGCUAGUGGAGAAUUGUACGUGGACGAUGGCGUGACGAUCAACCCGAGAGCCACAAUCGUUAAUUUCACUGCGUCGACUGGUAUAUUACGGUCAAUAGUUUCUCAAAAUGACUACGAAGGUGCGCACACGAGUUUGGUGAACAAAGUGAUCGUGCUUGGCGUAACUUCGUCACCUUCCCGUGUGUCCCUCGGAUCCAUCUCUAAAUAUGAUUCCGACACGCAGUGUCUGGAGAUUGAUCUCUCAAGUACCAACCAAACUAUUGACACGGACUUCAUGAUCAUUUGGAACUGAGGAUAUCUGUUUAAGUACAGUUGAAUACAGCUAUAUCUCGAAGGAAC
Messenger RNA from Phytophthora nicotianae INRA-310, 878 nucleotides. RefSeq lists its product as hypothetical. Gene Ontology annotation, biological process: carbohydrate metabolic process. The transcript has a single exon. The record is from RefSeq and is a predicted model, not a curated record. Gene Ontology annotation, molecular function: hydrolase activity, hydrolyzing O-glycosyl compounds. NCBI's taxonomy places the organism in Eukaryota, Oomycota, Peronosporomycetes, Peronosporales, Peronosporaceae. The coding region runs from base 1 to 831 and encodes 276 amino acids.